This is a messenger RNA of Necator americanus (New World hookworm), 399 nucleotides long. RefSeq lists its product as uncharacterized. Lineage: Eukaryota; Metazoa; Nematoda; Chromadorea; Rhabditida; Ancylostomatidae. The record is from RefSeq and is a predicted model, not a curated record. The transcript has a single exon. Bases 1 to 399 code for a protein of 132 amino acids.
AUGGACAACAUCGACAAGGAAUACGAUCACGUCCUUGAAAACUAUCACUAUUGCACGAAAAAGGUUGAGAGUUAUAAAACCACCGAGAGACGCCUACUUCCAGAAACUCUUGAGCUAAUACACCAGCGUGGAGUUGGACGGAGUGCAGGCAACCAAAAACUCACAUACAAGCUCGCAAGGCUUUGCAGAGACCGUGAAGAGACAAGAACAAGAACAAUGGUGGCUGAGGUUGGUUGCAGAGCAUUCGUGGUCCCCGCCAAUCACAAGACAAAGAUGACUGCUCUCGGAACCCAAAUGGAACAACCAUUGUAUCGAGAAGAGGAAUGGAAAAAAUCAUUCACGACUUCUACUCUGAUCUCUUCGACAGCUGAUGCACUUGCGUCCUCGCCACCAGAUUGA